Messenger RNA from Hippopotamus amphibius kiboko, 1344 nucleotides. It is a transcript of the gene NDUFA9, whose product is annotated as NADH:ubiquinone oxidoreductase subunit A9. Bases 92 to 1225 code for a protein of 377 amino acids. Gene Ontology annotation, molecular function: protein-containing complex binding. Lineage: Eukaryota; Metazoa; Chordata; Mammalia; Artiodactyla; Hippopotamidae. The record is from RefSeq and is a predicted model, not a curated record. The transcript is spliced from 11 exons. Gene Ontology annotation, cellular component: mitochondrion.
CGCCUGCGCAGAUGGCCAGGGAAGAUGCCGUUUGACCCAGCUUAGUAGCCGUAGUCGGCCGAGCGCCGGCGGCGGAGGAUUGUGGGAGAAGAUGGCGGCCGCCGUUCGCCCCGGAGUUGUCCGAGCCCUGCCAAUGUCACGUUCUUCUAUUACUGCAAUAGCCACAUCUGUGUUUCACGGCCCACCCCAGCGCCAGCUCCAUCACGCAGUCGUACCUCAUGGGAAGGGUGGGCGUUCCUCAGUGAGUGGGAUUGUGGCCACUGUGUUUGGAGCAACGGGAUUCCUGGGCCGCUAUGUUGUCAACCACCUUGGUCGCAUGGGGUCACAAGUGAUCAUCCCCUACCGGUGUGAGCCGUAUGAUACCAUGCACCUUCGUCCCAUGGGUGACCUGGGCCAGAUUAUCUUUCUGGAAUGGAAUGGGAGAGACAAGGAUUCGAUCCGAAGAGCUGUGGAGCACAGCCACGUGGUCAUCAAUCUCGUUGGGCGAGAAUGGGAAACCAGAAACUUUGGUUUUGAGGAUGUGUUUGUAAAGAUUCCCCAAACAAUUGCUCAAGUGUCCAGGGAAGUUGGAGUUGAUAAAUUUAUUCACGUUUCACAUCUGAAUGCCGAUAUUAAAAGCUCCUCUAAAUAUCUGAGAAAUAAGGCUGUUGGAGAGAAAGAAGUGAGAGACACAUUUCCAGAAGCCAUCAUCAUAAAGCCAUCGGACAUCUUUGGAAGAGAGGAUAGAUUCCUCAAUUAUUUUGCAAAUAUUCGCUGGUUUGGUGGUGUCCCUCUGAUUUCCUUGGGCAAGAAGACAGUGAAACAACCAGUAUAUAUUGUGGAUGUCGCCAAAGGAAUUGUUAACGCAAUUAAGGAUCCAGAUACCAGAGGGAAAACUUUUGCCUUUGUUGGGCCCAAUCGGUACGUCCUCUUUGACCUGGUGCAGUACAUCUAUGAUGUGGCUCACAGACCCUUCCUGCCAUACCCUUUGCCGCAUUUUGCAUAUCGAUGGGUAGGUCGACUGUUUGAAGUGAGUCCAUUUGAGCCCUGGACCUCGAGGGAUAAAGUGGAGCGGGUUCACAUCACAGACAUGACCCUGCCUCACCUGCCUGGCUUAGAAGACCUGGGCAUUCAGGCCACGCCCCUGGAGCUCAAGGCCAUCGAGGUGCUGCGGCGUCACCGCACAUACCGCUGGCUGUCUUCUGAGAUUGAAGAUGUGAAACCGGCCAAGACAGUCACUGUUUAGUGGCCCCUAAGCUGCCCUUGGUUUUUGGUGUCAUUUGGGUCACUAGUGACCAGGCCACCUUAGGCAGAGAAUCCUGUACAUAGUGAAUAAGAGCCCCUAUUAAAACAUCUGAGAUGAAA